AUGAGAUAUUUGUAAGUCAAGAGCAAAAUAUUUUAAAUGUAUCUCAGAGGACUGCGAGGGUUUUUCCAACCCCAAGACGCAACGGUGAAUAAGAGAAAAAUGAGAAUAUUUUUAAGUCUCUUGUUUUCAUUAUAUUCAUAUGGAUGGAUUUAACAUAAUUGGUUGAAACAUGUAAUUUUUAGAAUUCAACAAAGGAAUUUGAUAUUAGAAAAUAACCAAACUUUUUGAUUCCAAUUUGGGUUUAUCAUGCUAGAAGAGAGCAUUAUAUAUAUUAUGAACAAUCAAGAUUGGCUAGAGGAUUGAGCACUACAUUCUCAUAUUAUGAUUGGGAUCCAGUUUCAUAGAUGGUUUGCUAUACAGAUAAACAAGGUAAACAAAAAUUCGAGAAAAGCAUUUUUAAUAGAGAGAGACUCGAUAUCAUUGAUAAUGCUCUUUUUGAGGAGAUCUUUAGGGGAGAAAUGACAUCAGAAAAAAUUAAACGUGGGUCACUUUUAGUGGCCUAUGAAUUGAAUUGCAAUAAUAGAUUUGAUUUAGAUGUAUGUAAACAUUACUACUUAGAAUUAUUUACAUUACAAACCUAUAAACCCUAUGGAUUUUAUUAGAGGGCUUCAUUUUUAAUUUUAUGUGCAAUUAGGAUUGACAAAUUAGUAUAGAUAUGAUCAUUUCAUAUCCAAACCUGAUUGGCUGUAUGAAUGGGAACAAUGGAAGAUUGAAUUAAAUGGGAUGGAUCGAUUAAAUUAUUUUAAUAAAUUCAUCUCAUAAAAAUGA
Molecule: messenger RNA, 768 nt
Organism: Paramecium octaurelia
Lineage: Eukaryota; Ciliophora; Oligohymenophorea; Peniculida; Parameciidae
Source: the annotation of a GenBank genome assembly